UGCUAAGGUCUAUGGCAUUCUAGAGCUGGGAGAACUCACUUAGAAAUAUCUAAUCCAGAGUCUCCCUGACUUUAGUUUUAAAGUGACAAAUAAAAGAGAGACCCAGAGCAGGGAAAUAAUGUUACCAAGAUAACAUAGCUGUUGAAUAGAAUGGCAAGGACUUUUAACCCAUGUUUCCUUGUUUCUAAUCAGGACCAUUUCCACUUCUCAUCCAGAGAAAAGUGAUCUGUUUCCAUUGCCCCCACUCCAGCUCCAGUCACCUGUUUGGAAAGAGAAACGAGAUGACUGCCAAAUCCCAUACACCAACAUCCAGAUGACUCAUCCUGGCCAUGGCAACCCCCAACCACACUAGUCCCAGCCAUUCACUCUUCAUUCUGCUGGGGAUCCCUGGCCUGGAAGACCAGCACACAUGGAUCUCCCUCCCAUUUUUUCUUUCCUACCUUGUUGCUGUCCUAGGGAAUAGCCUCCUUGUCUUCAUCAUCAUGACUGAACGCAGCCUCCAUGAGCCCAUGUACUUCUUCCUCUGCAUGCUGGGUGUGGCGGACCUCAUCCUGUCCACUACCACCGUGCCCAAAGCCCUGGCUAUAUUCUGGUUCCAUGCUGGAGAGAUUUCCCUUGAUGGUUGUGUCACCCAAAUCUUCUUCAUCCAUGCCACCUUCAUUGCUGAAUCAGGAAUUCUGUUGGCCAUGGCAUUUGACCGCUAUGUAGCCAUCUGUGACCCAUUGCGCUAUACCACAGUACUCAGUCAUGCAGUAAUCAUAAGGGUUGGUCUGGCUGUGGUCCUGAGGAGUUUCUCUGUGAUCCUUCCAGAUGUGUUCCUGGUGAAAAGACUGCCUUUCUGCCAUAGCAACGUGCUACCACAUACCUACUGUGAGCACAUGGCUGUUGCCAAAUUUGCUUGUGCUGAUAUUCGUGUCAAUGUCUGGUAUGGCUUGUCUGUCCUUCUCUCUACUGUAGUGGUAGAUGCUUUGCUCAUCUUAGUUUCCUACAUCUUCAUCCUCAAUGCAGUCUUCCGUCUUCCCUCCCGAGGAGCUCGGCAAAAGGCCCUAGGCACAUGUGGCUCCCACCUUGGUGUCAUUUCCAUGUUCUACUUGCCUGGCAUUUUUACCAUAAUCGCCCAGCGAUUUGGGCAUCAGGUUCCUCCUUAUAUCCACAUUCUGCUGGCAAAUGUCUGCAUGUUAGCUCCUCCUAUGCUAAACCCCAUAAUUUAUGGUGUUAAGACCAGGCAGAUUCGAGAAUGUGUGGUUAGUACUUUGUCUUCACCGUGGAAACUCUGCUGAGUUUGUAUGAAAGGUGAUAUGAUUAUCAACAUAGGAUCUUGCAAUUCCUUUGCUUACUUUGUAGAGAUUUAUCAAGUUAGGGUUGUGUUGACUGUGAACAAAACGAUUUGUUGUGAUUUUGAAAGACUGAAUGCAAUGUUAUCUUGAGAAGUGUAGUACUUAGGAAAGAGCAUGAGCUGUUGGAUCAAAAUUACAUUUGAGUACUGGAUUUUCCAAAAGUGAUGCAUUUGACCUUGGGGAAGUUAGCUUAUUUUCUUAAAGACUUCUCAGUGUAUGCAUAGGGCCCCAGAAAUACAGAAAUAUCAAAACCAAACUAAGUCAUAUUAAACAAUGAGAAUUAUUUCCUAUAAUAAACUUAUCUACUAAAACAUCUAGACAGAAUACAUAUUCAUUUAAUAAUAUAUACAUUUGAGGUAUAACAAACUUUUAUUCUGAAUUAGAAAUGGGACCAGUGGAAUAGAAAAAAAGAGCUCAGAAAUAAACCCUUGCAUAUUGGUCAGUGAAACU
Messenger RNA from Dama dama (fallow deer), 1787 nucleotides. Its product is annotated as olfactory receptor 52B4-like. The transcript has a single exon. The coding region runs from base 330 to 1280 and encodes 316 amino acids. Gene Ontology annotation, molecular function: G protein-coupled receptor activity; olfactory receptor activity. The record is from RefSeq and is a predicted model, not a curated record. Gene Ontology annotation, cellular component: membrane. Gene Ontology annotation, biological process: G protein-coupled receptor signaling pathway. NCBI's taxonomy places the organism in Eukaryota, Metazoa, Chordata, Mammalia, Artiodactyla, Cervidae.